This is a messenger RNA of Notolabrus celidotus (New Zealand spotty), 1350 nucleotides long. RefSeq names its product reticulon 2b (gene rtn2b). The transcript has 7 exons. Bases 43 to 705 code for a protein of 220 amino acids. Lineage: Eukaryota; Metazoa; Chordata; Actinopteri; Labriformes; Labridae. The record is from RefSeq and is a predicted model, not a curated record.
UGGAAGUGAAGGAAGAGGAGAGGGAGCCGAAUCUCAGCUGAAAUGGGCAACAAACUUGUGGAUCUGGUGUACUGGCGGCACAUGAGGAGGACCGGUGUGGUGUUCACAGGACUUGUGAUCAGUCUGGCCAGUGUGUUCCAGCUCAGUGCCAUCACCGUGCUCUCACACAUCUUUCUAAGUAUCAUGUCUGUCACCUUCGCCCUCCGCCUGUAUUAUAAAUUGCUGGAACUGAUGCGCUGGAACCCCGGCGUCCAUCCCUUCCAGUCAUACCUGGAUAAUGACAGCUCUCUGACAGAUAAAGAUACAGUGAUGCUGGUGGAGGAGGUGGUGCUGCUGAUUGCAUUUGCUGUCACAGAAAUCAAACGUCUGCUUUUCAUCGAGAGCAUGAUUGACUCUCUCAAGUUUGUUAUAUUCCUGUAUCUACUGACCUGUGUGGGUGUACAGAUCAAUGGCCUGACUCUGGUGAUAACAGCUGUGAUUGCAAUUUUCUCCAUUCCUCUGUUAUACAAAAAGCAAAAGCUGCGGAUAAGGAGGAUGGUGAGAGCGGUUAAAAACCUUGUUAAGAAAAUCAAAAGCAUGUUCAUGGGUCUGAUUGAUUCAGUAAAACGUUCUCCUGCACCUGAACCUGCCGCCAAACCUGCACUGGCAGCUUCAGCUGCUGCAGCUGCUGCACCAGCCACCAAACAGAAAGCCAAGACUAAGUAACUUUUUGGUUGCACCUUUAAAUCACCCAGGAUUUGGGAUUUGGAAAAUGUUGGAAUGUUUCAUCCUCUGUGGGGCCGCUGGAGGGGCUGCUCAUCUCCAUUUCUGAACCAUGAUGUUUGUUUACGGGAGCACGGUUUAAUGGUUCCUGACAGCUGAAACAAUGCUGCCAUUCACUCCAGGAGAGGGAUUGAGAGUGUAUGAGGAGAAGAAUUUUAUUUACUGAGAUGCUUUCUGUGGGCUGUGUUUAAUAUAACCAGUUCACACAGUUAUGUACUCCACGCAGGGACAGCAUAGAAUAUUACAGUUUUUUUUUCUUCUUUAAUAACAGGUCUAUUUUUAAAUAACUGGUGAGCACUGUGUUCCUGCUGAGCUGCAAAAUUAUUCAUAACUAAGUAGGGAAGCUUUAUUGCUUUCAUUAUUUAGCACUUUGCAUUGUUAGCUUAGAUAGAAUGAAACUGACAUGAACAUCACCUGUGGUUAAUUAUCAGUAAUGGUUUUGCACUUAUGUCACUUAGCUAACCUAAGGAUUAGCAAAAGUUUUCCAAGCAGCAAAAAGUAUGAUGGGUCCUUUAUGACAAAUAACAAGAGCAUUUCUCCCUGCUCAUCAUGCUAAUUGGAUUUAAAAAGGUACAAACAGUGACUCCC